AUGAUGCCCAAUCCACACGUUUACGGCCACCACCAAUACCCCCAGGCCGAUUCGGCCUGGAUGCACCAGCAGACGUCGCACCAACACCACGCUCAGGCUGCCGCCGCCGCCGCCAAUGUCGCCCAGCAGCAGCACUACAACCGCAUCGCCAGCGCCCACAACUCCGCUGGCGUCCUGGCUCAGGCCCAUGCCCAGGAGAGCACCCUCGAGUCGUCUGUCUCCGAAGACAACCGUCGGACGCUGCAGUACAUUGCCGACCUGCUGAACGAGAACACGCGCGAGGGCGCGCUCUUGGAGCUUAGCAAGAAACGAGAGCAGGUUCCCGAGCUGGCCUUGAUUCUGUGGCACUCAUUCGCGCACAUCCCUCUGUAUCUAUACCCCUUUCUCAACACGACAUCCAAGUCGCGCCCAUUCGAAUAUCUCCGAUUGACCUCGCUCGGCGUGAUUGGCGCGCUGGUUAAGAACGACUCGUCUGAGGUCAUCAACUUCCUCUUGACCACCGAGAUUAUCCCGCUAUGCCUCCGGAUCAUGGAGACGGGCUCCGAGCUCAGCAAGACGGUGGCCAUCUUCAUCGUCCAGAAGAUCCUGCUCGACGACAACGGCCUUAACUACAUUUGCGCCACCUAUGAGCGGUUCUAUGCCGUGGGUACGGUCCUCAGCAACAUGGUUGCUCAGUUGGUAGAGCAGCAGACUGCCAGGCUGUUGAAGCAUGUGCUCCCCAAAUCCUACCGCUACGCGGCCAGUUCCGCUCGGCUAUGGCCCACAACAACUGAGAUCCCAUGUCCGAAUAAUGCACAGAGAUUGGGAGGCAUCGUCGCUUUUCUUUCCUACACCAAGGCCGGCGGGACGAAGGACGGGUCAAACAGAAAGACGGUCUUCUGGCCAGGUCUUGCCGUGGCACACUUCGUUGCUGCCCCUACUUACCUCGCCGUUGAAAUUCUGGUGGCACUCUCUUGGGCACGCUCGCUCCGUUGGGGAACCUGCUGCUAA
Chaetomium globosum CBS 148.51 is the source of this 990-nucleotide messenger RNA. RefSeq lists its product as uncharacterized. Gene Ontology annotation, biological process: mRNA catabolic process; negative regulation of translation. Bases 1 to 990 code for a protein of 329 amino acids. The record is from RefSeq and is a predicted model, not a curated record. The transcript is spliced from 4 exons. NCBI's taxonomy places the organism in Eukaryota, Fungi, Ascomycota, Sordariomycetes, Sordariales, Chaetomiaceae. Gene Ontology annotation, cellular component: CCR4-NOT complex; P-body; CCR4-NOT core complex.